GAAUAUAUGGAUCCUAUCAAAUAUUAAAAACACAAUAUAAUUUUUACUAUUGUAUGCUUGAGUAUACAAUAAAAUAAUUAAAGAGACAUCUUUGUAAAAUGUGGGCUGGAGAGAUAAAGAAAGAAGUUGUAACUUCGAUGGUUCAUACAUAUCCAUUAUGUAAGUACAGUGAUAUGCCAGAGGAAAUGAAGCAGGAAGCCAUGGAAACCUGUGUCACCGCUGUGGAAAAAUAUUCAGAGAAUUACGAGCAUGCAGCUCGCAUGAUCAAAGAUAAUCUGGAUAAAAAAUUUGGUCCACCAUUCCAAGUAGUCGUCGGAGAAGCUUAUGCAUGUGCAACUACAUAUCAAGAGAAUUCUCUAUUAUAUAUGUUUAUUGGAGGUAACAUAGCAGUUGUUCUAUGGAGGACGGUUACAGGUUUUUGAUAAAUUUUACAUGCGAAAGAUAAAUACGUACUUUCAAAUAUUAUCAUGUAUAUGAAUUUUCUAAAUAUGUUAUGUAUUAUUAUUAUCUUCUUACAAACAAAUACUUUAAUGUUGAAUCUUAUAUAUUCUUACACAUA
This is a messenger RNA of Acromyrmex echinatior (Panamanian leafcutter ant), 559 nucleotides long. RefSeq names its product dynein axonemal light chain 4. The record is from RefSeq and is a predicted model, not a curated record. Lineage: Eukaryota; Metazoa; Arthropoda; Insecta; Hymenoptera; Formicidae. Gene Ontology annotation, biological process: microtubule-based process. Gene Ontology annotation, cellular component: dynein complex.